AUGAAAUUAAAUUAUUAUUAUUGGGAACAACUGUUUCAAUCGAUAGUUAUAUUAAUAAAUUUUUUGGACACAUUUGUGUAUAGCCGGUCAUACAGUACGGUUGAAUCGCCUGAACUAAUACACGCCAUAACCAACGUAACGGUAGCUACCGGUAGGGAUACUGUACUUGAAUGUACUGUCAAUAAUCUGGGCAACUAUAAGGUUGCUUGGCUUAAGUUAGAAACUAUUGAUGGCGGGGGUAGUGGUGUUGGUGGUGGGGGUGGGAGUGGUAUGGGUCGUAGCAAUAGUGUCGGUAACCUGUCGUCGUCAUCGCCGUCACCAUUAUGGACAUCAUCGUCAUCAUCGACAUCAUCGUCAUCUGAGUACACAUUAUUGACAAUACAAACGCAAACAGUGGUCAAAGAUCACCGAUUUCGGGUAACACAUACUAACUAUAGACAAUGGUAUCUACACAUCAAAAGUGUUAGGGCUCAAGAUAAAGGCUGGUAUAUGUGCCAAAUAAAUACCGACCCAAUGCUAACAUUAGGCGGUUAUGUGGAUGUGCUAAUUCCGCCAUCGAUAGUCGAUUCGGACACGAGUUCGGAUACAGCAGUCGAUGAAAGACAGCGACUGUCGUUGCGCUGUCGGGCCAAUGGUUACCCCCAGCCGACUAUUACGUGGCGCCGGGAGGACAACAAAGAUAUUAAUUUGGGUCUCUAUGGCGGCAAAAAAUACUCGGCCGCUAAAGUGGAGGGCGAGUAUCUAAACAUCAGUCAACUAACCAGAGAUGAUAUGGGAGCCUAUCUGUGUAUAGCAUCCAAUUCAGUGCCGCCCAGUGUUAGCCAAAGGAUUAUCGUUAGAGUUAAUUUUCGUCCGAAAAUAAAAGUCUUAAAACAAUUAAUCGGGUCAUCAGUUGGUAGUGAUGUCAACCUGGAGUGCUAUUUGGAGGCAUCGCCACAACCGAUAACAUUGUGGAUGCGAUCAACGGAUGGACAGGUAUUGAUGCCGUCACCGAAAUAUCAGACACGUGAGGAACAUGACUCGUAUAGGACACGGAUGUUGUUGAAGAUAACCGGUUUGGAUGAUAAAGAUUUCGGUAGUUAUAAAUGUGUGGCCAAAAAUAGUUUGGGAGAAAAGGAAGGACUGGUCAGACUGUACGAGGUUCAGAUGCCUACUAACUCGGAGUUGGCUUCAAGUGUAUGGCCGCCCAGUUUGCUAUCACCGGCAGCGGCCGCGGCCGCCAAUAAUAAUAAUAAUAACCACCAAAACGGCUCAUCAUCCAUGAGCUCAUCAUCAAUGAUGGGCGACAAUACCAACAAACCAUAUGACAAUACCGUCGGUCAAGUUUCGUCAAGUGCUACACAA
Molecule: messenger RNA, 1344 nt
Organism: Oppia nitens
Lineage: Eukaryota; Metazoa; Arthropoda; Arachnida; Sarcoptiformes; Oppiidae
Product: lachesin-like
Exons: 9
Cellular component (GO): neuron projection
Source: RefSeq, a predicted model, not a curated record